This is a messenger RNA of Perognathus longimembris pacificus (Pacific pocket mouse), 1255 nucleotides long. RefSeq names its product stathmin 2 (gene Stmn2). Gene Ontology annotation, molecular function: tubulin binding. Bases 48 to 587 code for a protein of 179 amino acids. Gene Ontology annotation, cellular component: growth cone; neuron projection; cytoplasm. Gene Ontology annotation, biological process: microtubule depolymerization; neuron projection development; regulation of microtubule polymerization or depolymerization. Lineage: Eukaryota; Metazoa; Chordata; Mammalia; Rodentia; Heteromyidae. The transcript is spliced from 6 exons. The record is from RefSeq and is a predicted model, not a curated record.
GACCCACCUUUGCCUCCACCACUGCUCCGCAUCUGCACACCGCUACAAUGGCUAAAACAGCAAUGGCCUACAAGGAAAAAAUGAAGGAGCUGUCCAUGCUGUCACUGAUCUGCUCUUGCUUCUACCCAGAACCUCGAAACAUCAACAUCUACACUUACGAUGAUAUGGAAGUGAAGCAGAUCAACAAACGCGCCUCUGGCCAGGCUUUCGAGCUGAUCUUAAAGCCACCAUCUCCUGUUUCUGAAGCACCCCGAACUUUAGCGUCUCCAAAGAAGAAAGACCUGUCCCUGGAGGAGAUCCAGAAGAAGCUGGAGGCUGCUGAGGAAAGAAGAAAGUCUCAGGAGGCCCAGGUGCUGAAACAAUUGGCAGAGAAGAGGGAGCACGAGCGAGAGGUCCUUCAGAAGGCUUUGGAGGAGAAUAACAACUUCAGCAAGAUGGCGGAGGAGAAGCUGAUCCUGAAAAUGGAACAAAUUAAGGAAAACCGUGAGGCGAAUCUAGCUGCUAUUAUUGAACGUCUGCAGGAAAAGGAGAGGCACGCUGUGGAGGUGCGCAGGAACAAGGAACUCCAGGUUGAACUGUCCGGCUGAAGCGAUGGAGGAAAAACAAAAUGAGGUCAGUAGACAGUCUAUGGUGCUAGAAACCCACCAUUGCCUAAUGACCUAGAUGAGUUUGUCAUUUCUGAGCUUGACUAAGACUAUACCUGCAUCCCAGGUAUCAUGGCAACACACGAACUUCCACAUUUGUUCGCUUAUAAUCUACUGAACUGCCUGGAAUCUACAAACCCAGGCUAAGGGGAACCACCCGUCCUAGCAUUUCUUUCUGCUUCUAAUGGUUAUGUGCUACAAAUGUGCUUUGGCUUUAGAAAGGGAUGGAAGAGAGGACAGAUCUUAGAUGGAUCUGGGUAGAAGCAUAGGGUGGAAUCUUUUCAAAUGCAGAACACAAAUCCCCACCCAAGUGGUUCAAUCAGCCAUGAAACCACUCUUCAUGACAUGGGCUUUCUUCUCUAGUUUCAGUGCUUUCAAUAGGGUGAAUUAAUUAACGUGUCAGGUGGCUUAUUUGUGGAUGCCAUGGUCGAUGAUGUUCAUUUUAAGCUUAUACCUAUAGUACAAGUACAUGAUGCUAUGGAACCUUUUAUUCCUCUUGGAAACUGUGAGCUGGUUGUUGCAUUCAAACACAAACAAAAACAAAAUCACAAAACACUGUGGACUUUCACACAAGCUGGUCUUUCUUCUUCCCCAGUGUGAGGCAAUCCUGC